ACUUUUAUUUGCUUCUAGUGCGAUUACCAUUUAGCCCCGGGAAAAAAUUACUAAAUUAAUAAAAAUUAUAAACAAAAAAUAAAUAAAUAAUAAACCCAACAAAAGAAUACUAAUUAUUGAAUAGUCGUGCAGUAAAUCAAAUAAAAUUCCAAUCCAAAAUCCUUGAAAUAACACUCGAAAAAUUUAAAAUCUUUCUUAUGCCACCUUUAAAAAAUUCUGCUGCGACAUAGUUUUUUUUUUGUCGGUUUGUCCUAGUUACAGAUUAAUUGUCCCAUUGUUCCAAGUGCAUUCAUCUCACAAAGGAAAAAAAAGGAAAAAUUAAUUUCAUUCAUAAACUUAAAUGUAUGGGUUGCCGUUUAACAAAAGAUGAAACUAAAACUAAUUGUACAUCAAACACUUCUGAAACCACCACGCCAGCUCCUACAAUGCCGUUGCAGUCAAAAAGUGAAUACAAAUCUCGCCUUGAGCGUAAAAUGUGCCUGGCAAAAGAAACCCCCGAAGCGGAUUUCGAUUUGUCCGAUUGCAAUUUGAAGGAAAUUCCCGCAGGUGUGUUUAUUUACUGUCGAGUUCUGCGCAAGGAAAUAUUAAAUUUAUGCAACAAUCAAUUGACAACAAUAACAAACUGCAAUAAUAACAGCAUUGGUCUGCUGAGCGAUUUGCAACUGCUUCGUAUACUCAAUUUGAAAUUUAAUCGAAUCAAACAACUGCCAGAUGAAAUUUACAAAUUAGAAAACCUCAGGGAACUUUUAAUAUCAAACAAUCAGCUUGUUAAACUACCGCAAUCUAUAAAUAGUCUCAGAUACCUUGAACAUCUCGAUGUAUCGAACAAUAAUUUACAAUCAAUUAGUGAGCUCAGCUGUAUGCCUAAUUUGCAAAUAUUAAAUAUAAGCGGAAAUAUUAGCUUACGUCAGCUCCCAACUACACUGGCAACUUGUGAUAAACUAUGUGAUUUGAUAUUGGACCAGCAAACUAUAGAAUGGCCUUCGUUGGAUGUUAUUUCAGGUGGGACAGAGAAUAUAAUGCGUUUCUUAGCAACGGGCGAACAUUCGACCGAAGUUCCAGAUGGAAAAUCGAACCGUGAAAAGAAGCCAGAAGAUGCCUUAAUAUCUCAAUUCAAUAAAUUUAAUCAUAAUGAGACACAUCGAACCAAUCAAUCUAAAUAUCAGCCUAUCGAUAAGAGCGGUUAUGGAAAUGAAAAUGCACUUUUGGAACAAAUUCAACGACGCCAACAGCUACAAAAAGAAGAGAUUUUAAAAGCGGUCCUUUUACAACAAAACGAAACUGAGAAUUUAGUAAAUAAACUACAUCAACAAAAAGACAACGAACGCAAUGAACUAAUAAAAGACAUAUUAAAUGCUGAAGAAAAUGCAAAUUUAGUAAUAGAUAAUUUCCUAGCCGCAAAAAACAAAGCUGAUAGCCAACUGGUUGAGAAAGAGCUCAUCGAAGAGCAACGACUUCUUGAAAACCUUCAUCUUGAACAUUCCGAACUUCGUAAACAAGAAAUUCUUUCAACUAUGAUGGAAACCCUACGCGAAGAAGAGACUAAAAUUCAAUCUUAUCAAAAUGAACGCGAUGUUACAUCUUUGAAUAUCUUAGAGCAAGAGAACGCUACCUCUGCUCAAUUGAAUGCAUUUUAUCGUAAUUAUGAAAAGAAUCGCUAUGAUAUUGUAAAUAGAAUCUGUGAAGAUGAAGAACUUCAAAAACAAGCAGUAGUUGCCCUGAUGGCACAAAACGAUGCUCGAUCAUGGGGUCUUGUUGAACAGCUGCGUAUAGUUGAGGUUCAGUUGGCCAGUAUGACUCAAUUUGAAAUUGAACGUAAGAAAUAUUUCAACUCUGAGCAAAUUAAUGAAUUGGCCGAUAAAAGAAUGCGUCUUACAUACAUUCUAACUGAUCUUCUUGACCAACAAGAAUCACGACGUGCUAAACUUUGUGACACCCUUAAAUCAAUGGAAGCCCAAAAGUCCAAUGAACAACAAGACUAUUGGUUAUUGCAGUAUCAGAGAUUAUUAGAUUCGCGUCCAAUUGAGUUCACAUCGAAAACGGCUAAUAUUGAUCCGCUUUUGGGUUAUAAUUUCCUCGUGAAUGGAGUUAUUCAUUGUUUGCCAUUUUUGCAGAAAUUACUGCUUAACUAUGAUGUAUUCUUAGAAAAAAUCUCCGAUGAAGAUCUAAGAGAAGCUGGAAUUCGAGAUGAUCGAGAACGUCGAUUGAUUUUACAAUCGAUUGAAGAAUAUAUUCGUGAGAGCUAUGUUGCCGGAUGUAGUGGUGAUCGUGAAGCCUCCGCACCGCCUGCUGAGGAAGCAGAAGAAGCAGUUGGAGUUGAUGAUUUGCCAUCGACUUCGAAAGCCAAGGUUCGUGAACAUUCUACGGAAUCUGAUGCAAUGGCAAAUGCAUCGGAAUGUGUCAUUUGCAUGGAGGAAUAUGUACGUGUUAUAUUCCUUCCAUGUGGCCAUAUGUGCUGUUGCCUUAAUUGUCAGCUUAAAGUUGAUAUCUGUCCCAUGUGUCGGGCUGAAAUCGAGCGCAAAGUCAAAGUCGUUCAACCAUAGUCAUUCUUUAUAUUUAUCUGAUAAACAAAUUAAUGGGUUUCUUCCUCUAUUCAACAAGUCUUAGCAUUUCUUUAUUAUUUUACUUUUUACUAUUAUUCUAUAAAUGAUAAAGCAUUUUCCUUGCUGACACAAUUUAUCGUUAACAUAAAAAACGCAUAGGAACAAAAACGUAAAUAAUUCAAUUUCUUAUACAUAACUUGGGUCAGAUAAAUAAAAAUAGAUUUUAUUUUGGGAAUAUUAUUUUUUACCAUGGGCAUAUAAGAACAAAAAUAAAAAAAAAAUUUUUUUAAUU
Molecule: messenger RNA, 2835 nt
Organism: Episyrphus balteatus (marmalade hoverfly)
Lineage: Eukaryota; Metazoa; Arthropoda; Insecta; Diptera; Syrphidae
Product: E3 ubiquitin-protein ligase LRSAM1-like
Exons: 9
Coding region: 345-2543 (732 amino acids)
Biological process (GO): regulation of cell cycle
Cellular component (GO): spindle microtubule; cytoplasm; nucleus
Molecular function (GO): protein binding
Source: RefSeq, a predicted model, not a curated record